AUGGUAGUGGCAAUAGUAGUGGUUGUAGUAGUGGUGAUAGUAGCAGUAGUAAUAGUAGCAGUGGUUUAUAAUAUCUUUAUUAUUAUUGUUAUCGUUGUUGUUGUUGUUGGUGGUAGUGGUGAUGAUGAUGGUGAUGAUGGUGGUGGUCGUGUUGUUGUUGUUGUUGUUGUUGUUGUUGUUGUUGUUGUUGUUGUUAUUGCUCUUAUUGUAGCUGAUAUUGUCGUUAUUACUGGAAAAGAGCAAGACAUGCUGAUAUGUUGA
Molecule: messenger RNA, 261 nt
Organism: Loa loa (African eye worm)
Lineage: Eukaryota; Metazoa; Nematoda; Chromadorea; Rhabditida; Onchocercidae
Exons: 1
Coding region: 1-261 (86 amino acids)
Source: RefSeq, a predicted model, not a curated record